GUAGCUUAAAAAAAGUCAUUAAUUUAUCCCCGGGGACACCUUCCUGCCUGUCAUCCACACCCAGAUGCACUUCUGCAGUUUAUAUGUGAUUUGCUCCAUGAAUAUGUCCCAGGAGUUCAUGCCUGUUCCAAAAGGCCGACGAGUCGAGGUUGGGCCUGUUCUUUUCUUGGAAGUGGAACAGUGGAACCAGAGUGUCUGACCCACACAGAGGGACUGCUGGUCAUUAACCUCUGCCUGAAAAGACCGCCGUGAGGAGGGAGUCAGAGUCUCCUUGCAAGGUGAAUCUUCUGCCCAUGGUUUUGUUGCACUGUCAGUGCUCUGUGAACACAUCUGCACCAGAGGAGCAACGAUGACUCAGACUGAAAAGCUCACAUCCCGGCACAGUUUCCCCGGAUUGUAUGCUCAUUCAUUCACAGAGCAGCUGGAACAUGCCAGGUGUUUGCCUUGGGGAGAAAUCCCAGCACACAGAGGAUUUCUCUGGUGGUGGAUCCUCCCCCAUCACGCGGCAGAGCUGGACCAGAGCCGCUGAUGUGCCGGGUGUGGAGCCACUGCCUCCCUUCCCAAUGGAACGAAAGGCUGCCCUGAGGUCCCUACUGCUGUUCCUGUGUGUGGGAUCCGGGGUGUCCGUGGAGCAAACGAAUGUGACGUCAGGGAACAGUUCACAUGAAUUCUCAGAUCAAGAUUCUCUGCAAAGAAAUGGUCAACAUUACCAAGGUGGCAUGAGACCAAAACUGAAUGUCAGUCAAGUGGCAAUUGCACAGGUUGUCAGUCACAACUUCAGCAGGGCAGGGCAGUGGGAAGGAGCAUUCUGGAGGCGGUUCUCCCACAGCCACCACAGCCCCCUCAAUGUCACGGUCAAUGGCAUCCCCUGCAUCCUCUUCUGGGCCAAGAGGAUCAUGAUCAGGCUUGAAAACCACACUCAGCUGGACUUGACAGAGAAGACAUUUGGUGUCCAUGCAACAGUGGAUGUUGGAGACUCGAACUGCAGUGAAGACAGUGCAAUGCUUUCUCUGAAGUUUGGGGACAUUGGCAAUCUAAAGGGACUAGUUAUCAGGUUCUUGCUGACCACCAGCUAUUACCAGCUGUCUGUUCAGAACUGGUUCAGCCUGCACAGGCUGCAGCUGCUCUACAACCACUCGGUGCAGGCGACGUUCAAUGCAACCCAAAUACAUGCCCCGGCAACUUACUCGUACCACUGCGACCACGUGAGCAGCCUGCAGAGAUACGAUGCUCUCCUCAUUCCCAGCUCUGAAAAUGACCUAUCACAGCUCUGGGAAGUCACUUUUAUUGAUUUUCAGAUCCAAGGUUUUAACAUCCAGCAAGGACAUUUUGCCUAUGCAAAGGACUGUGCAUCCUUCUUCUCUCCAGCAAUUCUGAUGGGGCUGGUCAUGUCCCUGAUCCUGCUGCUGGUCCUUGCCUAUGCCCUUCACAUGCUGAUCCACCUCAAAUCCCUUGACAGGCACUAUGAGUGCAAAGCUUCUCCUGCCUAUUUUGCACAGAUGAAAGACAACGACAUGGGAGAUGAGAAGGAACCACUGAGAAAUAGUGGGAAUGAGUCCUAUGAACUUAGAAACAAGCAGUUUGGUAAAAUCUAUAUUUAGCAAUGUGCAUCUCAGUGAAAUGAGGUAUUUUCUUCUGCUGGCACUGUCAUGUGUAGUUGGUGCAGGUCUUUCACCAGAUGAUGAAAGGAAAAGUAGGUAACAGACUGUUUAACCAUUUAUUGAUUGAUCAUCAUCUCGAAGAUGCCUUGGGAAGCAAGUUGAGAUAAAAAACAUUCCAUUGUGAAUAAGAGAUUCAUGUUAUGGGACUUUAUUCCUGUAGCAAAAAGCCAAAAUGCAUAGCUUUUCAUCCUGAUUACAACAUCUUGAAGAGAAAAUCAAAAAUGAAUACUCUGAAAUCAAAUAAAGAUACUAUAUAUAUAUAUAUAUAUAUGUAUUUAGGUAUAGAUAUAAAUCUCUGCUUGUUCUUUCAGAAGGCAAGAUAUUUCCUCAUUUUAUAGUUCCUCUGUGUCUUGACAAAAUAUCAUAAAUUUAUUUCUCAGGAUGUGCUUUCUUUUUAUUUUCCAAGUCGCAUCCCCUCCUCUUUGUCCUCAUAAACUCCUUUUCCUACUUUGGAGUUUUCAGAGCCACAUAAGCUGUGUUUUUAUCCACAGUCAUGGCUCCAGUACAGCAGCAUCCUGAUAAUUCCCUAUGUCUAAGCUGGAGGCUUACUUUGAGGAUCUAGUGGAAGAGCACCUGACAUCUGGUCAAAGGCUUACCCUUAACUUCCUGGCUCAACUGCACGCCAAAAGAGGGAUUAUGAGCAUUAUACCCUGUAAUUCAAGGUUAAUUUCUAUCAAAUCCCAUCAGUCUCCCUUGGGAAUUUCACCUGAAUGGGGGUAGCCAGUGCUAUAAUUCAAAAUCUGUGUAUAAUUCAAAAUCUGUGUAAGCAAAGUGGUAGAAGCUCCUUAGCAGUGAAAAAGAUACUGUGAUAUGAUUUUCAGUGCUCCUUUUGAGCAUUCAGGACACUGCGGUCCUCAAACUUGUCCUUUCUUCCUUCAGAGGCAAAGUUUGGGAACUCCAAAUUAGCCGUAAUUGGGCCCUGAUUUCUAGCAAGGAAGAGCACAGUAAUGAAACAACUAUAGUGCUUUUAGGUUAUAAGUAAUGCAAACACCACCAUGUUAGAAAAUCUUCUACAAAUACAGAUUUAGCAGGCAUGUUUUAUGCCUGUUUUAUUUUAGAUAAUAGAACUAAUUGUUAGUUGUUUGUAAUCUUUGGAAAUUAUACUGCAAUGGUCUUUAAACACCUUGAGAGGUGUCCAAGGAUCUCCUAGUUAUUAGGUAGGCAUUUGUGAAUAUUUCUUGGUUUGUUAUGUUGAAGUUUAUGCAGUUUGAAACAGAGAUUCUGGAGAUUCUCAACAAGUGAUGCUGAAGAUGCAUCAUUAAGGUGAAAGGUACCAAUUAAAUAUUGCUGAGCCAUCAGCAGUGACACACAGGUGGAACCCAAAGCAGUUGGUUGAUUUAGGAAAGAUCUCAGAAUGAAAAAAACUCCCCAUCUUUGACACAUAACCAGAAGUAAGAGAGAACCUUUCAAGGACUUGCCACAGCUGCAUGUGGCCAACUGCUGCCAAACUUUCAUCUGUUUCAUAAAGGAAACAAGUGAAACCACGAAUGCCUGGGAACCUGAGUGAGGUUAACAUGAGAAGGUGCAAAUCAAAACCAGGGUAUUCCCUGCUGAGUGGCAAAACACUCUCCAGCUUGAUGCCCUCCCCUUGCACCCGGUGGGGACAGAUGCUGGCAGAUGUUAGAGAGAGUUCAGGAUGCCAGUGCUAAAUAGGUGAUGCUCCCCAUGGUCUGGAGAGUAGUGCUGUUGUGCCUGGGGGUUGCGAAAUUAAAACCUGACACCAGCCAGUGGCAGCCUGACUGUCAAAGUGACUGUCAGUCACUGGUGUGAAAUGCUCACCCUGCUGAGCCAGGCACAGCAGUGCUUCCUGAACAUCGUGUUGCCUGGGACACAAAGGCACUUCUUCCUCCCACAGAGGUCAUUUAUCCUUCUGGUUACUGUCUGAUGUGCUGUCAGGGUAAUUCUUACCUGUCAUUUUCUUGCAUGUUUUAAAUGGGCAAAAUCAACCCUAUUGCUGUGAGAGGUUCUUACAACUUUGGUGUUUGGAAUAAGAGAGAUUCCCUCCAGUCAUAUCCCUCAAUACUCAUGUCCUUUUCCAACCCAACUGUAUUCCCUUGGCUUUGAGGUGGAUUUGUGCUUGAGAGACUCAUCACUGCAAACCUCCAGGGUGUAACAGUUCAGGUUUUUUUGAUGAAGAAUUUAAUGACACAUGUGGCCCUUUCAGCACCUGAGCAAGAGAUAGGAAUUUAUACCUGCUGAUUUACGAGGCAAACUUUAGAAUAAAAUAGAAUGCAAAAAAUGAAAAGGAGAGGUAAAAAUAAAAAAGAUUGCCAAGAAAAAUAAAAUUUGUUCCCUUUUAUCAGCUUCUCUUAAACCAUGACACAACUGGUAUUAUCCCCAGAAUCUUCUGGGGAGAUGUGCACAGAUAGUAGUUACCUCUGCUGUGACUUUUAGUGUUGCAGUCCUGCAUGGCAGUGGAAGGUGACUGUACUCCCCCAGGUAUCCCCUGUAUCAUCACAAUUCUACUCAGGUGCCAGCAAGAGUCUGAAAGGAUAAACACACUCAUUGAAUUAGACAGGAAAUACAGUGCUCAUCAUAGGACUGGAAUGAUGAGCCUUAUGAAGAGUUAAUGGUGCCUUAGUGGAAAAAGCACCAGAAGAAAAAACAUAAUCAUAAUUGCAGUUUCUGUCUCCUUGUGCCAUGUAUAAAGGCAUGGUUGAAAAAGAGAAAAAUGUGUGCAUUUCCAGUAAGCUGUGUUUCCUGUGAGCCAAGCAAUCCUUAUUGAAUGCACAUUUUGGAGCAACAGGGACAUUCCAUUGCCCUGGUCCUGAAAGAAGAAAAUUCAAAUUAAAAUUAUUUGUGUGCUACAGAAAUAAGCUACAUUGGUACUAACAGACUCAUUAAUAAAAGAUAAGCUUUUUUUACACGGUC
Messenger RNA from Myiozetetes cayanensis, 4532 nucleotides. RefSeq names its product V-type proton ATPase subunit S1-like protein. Gene Ontology annotation, cellular component: proton-transporting V-type ATPase complex. NCBI's taxonomy places the organism in Eukaryota, Metazoa, Chordata, Aves, Passeriformes, Tyrannidae. The record is from RefSeq and is a predicted model, not a curated record. The transcript is spliced from 10 exons. The coding region runs from base 399 to 1601 and encodes 400 amino acids.